ACCAUUGGAGUUGCUCUAACACUUCAUUUUUUGCUCUUCGAACUCACUAAACAUAAAACUCGAAGAACUCAACAAUGGCGAUCAUCACUGAACACGAAGACAACCAGAUUGACCAACCAACUUCCCGUUCCAAACUCAAACCCAAACCCAAACCAAAAUCCAAGCCACAAUCUAAACCCACAAAAAAACCCAAAUCUCAACCAUCAAGAGCAACCACAACCCAUAACCCAUUUAUCUUCUGGUUCUACUUUACACUAAUUGUUUCUGCCAUCACUUUCUUCUUCGUUUCUCUCUCCUCUUUUUCCUCCCCUGACCCCAAAACCUGGUUUUUAAGAUUACCCACCAUUCUCAAAGAUCACUACUCUAAAGGAAGAACCAUAAAAGUUCAGAUCAACCCAAAUGAACCCCCAAUUGAAGUGUUUGCUUAUUCACAAGGUCCAAAAAUGUCUGAAAAUGUGUUGAUCAUUCAUGGUUUAGGCUGUAAUUCUUUCACAUUUCGUAAAGUAGUUGAUGAAUUAGCUACUAAGGGUUUGUUUGCUGUGGCGAUUGAUUUGCCGGGUUCCGGCUUUUCGGAUAAAACAGUGGUGAGAGAAAGAGAGGUUAUUAAUGAGGGUGGGAGUUUAGGUAGUUUAAUUGAGGUGUACAAGGAGAUUAAGGAGAAAGGUCUUUUUUGGGGUUUUGAUAAUUUGAUUGAAAAGGGGCAGCUUCCUUAUCAAGAGGUUAGGGUUCGGGUUUCGAAGAAGGAGGUUGUUGAGCCCUUGGAUUUGGGUGCACAAGAAGUGGGUAGGGUUUUAGGCCAAGUUGUUGAUUCAAUGGGAUUAGCUCCUUUUCAUUUAGUUUUACAUGAUUCAGCUUUGUUAAUGGGGGCAAAUUGGGUGGUAAAGAAUACAGGGUUAUUGAAGAGUGUUACACUCAUUGAUACUACACCUAGGGGAAUGGCAUUGCCUAUAUGGGCAUUGGAAGUUCCGGUGAUUCGGGAGCUUGUUUUGAGGUUCGAUUCUGUGUUUGGGAAAUUGAUCGAUUCGUGUUGCUCCAAGGGUUCGAGCGUGGAGGCACAUAGGGUCCUUUUGAAGGGUAGAGAUGGGAGGGAGUCGAUUGUGGGAAUGGGAAGGCAGUUGAAUGAGAGUUUUGAUUUGGCUGAAUGGGCUAGUAUGGAUGGAAUUAAGGGUAUGCCAAUGCAAGUGCUUUGGUCUGGUAGUUGGUCACAGGAGUGGAAUGAAGAGGGUAAACGGGUCGCGGAUGUUGUUUCUCAAGCUAAAUUCAUCAAUCAUGCUGGUGGGAGGUGGCCUCAGGAUGACACUUCAAGUGAGAUGGCUGAAAAUAUCAUUAGUUUGAUAUCUUCUCUGCCGAAGACAGAAAGAAAAGAUGAUCAUGAGCCUUUGCCAGAACACAUCCAGAAGAUGCUCGAUGAAGCAAAAGCAGGAGGCAAUCACCAUCAUCAUGGCCAUGAUAGCCAUGGCCACCAUGAUGGGCAUAGUCAUGGUGAUGGCGCUCAGGCAGGUUACAUGGAUGCUUACGGUCUUGGUCAUGGCCAUGGAUGGGAAAUGUGAUUCUAACUCAAUUUGUUCCAUUACUGCUAAGUCUUAUGAUCCUGGCCUAGAGAUAAAUUUUUGAAAAGCAACAUAAGUCGCUAAUAUUCAACCAUCAUGGAUACGUAAGUCUGAAGAAUAUGACUUGACUUAACUGUUUGCCAAAAUUCAAGAUCCAAAAUACUAGAGCAUGGACAUGCUAGAUAGGCUCUCCUUUUUUACCUUGAUAUAUAAUCCUCAAAUUAGUUUAUUAUGAUACUAUUUCUUAUUUUCUUUCUUGAGCUUCAUUUUUGAACUUGUGCUCAGCAUCUUCAACUGGGUUUCUUAAAUGGUUGUCUAGGUUGAUAGGGUUUGUGGGAUUUUCCCUGCUCCUGAUUGAUGUACGGAUGACAGAAAUUGAUAGUUUCUACAAUGAGCUCGUAUUUUUGUUUGAGCUUGUAUUUUCGUGUGUGGGAUGAGCUUGUAUUUUCGAAGUGUUGUUUGUAUAAUGAGCUUGUAUUUUCGUGUGUGAUGAAUGAAAUACUGAUGUUUUGGUUAA
Molecule: messenger RNA, 2067 nt
Organism: Beta vulgaris subsp. vulgaris (sugar beet)
Lineage: Eukaryota; Viridiplantae; Streptophyta; Magnoliopsida; Caryophyllales; Amaranthaceae
Product: protein AUXIN RESPONSE 4
Exons: 2
Coding region: 75-1550 (491 amino acids)
Source: RefSeq, a predicted model, not a curated record